CCACCAGCUACUCCAAGUGUCUAAUACACUGGAAAAUCAAAGCGCGAGCCACCCCCGUUCACUCACCUCCGGUGUUGCGCGUGGAGCACAACAGAGAGGGAGAGAGAUGUUUUUCUCUCCCAUCCCCUCAGCUUAGCGUUAUAGGAAAGUUAUUCUUAUACGUAGAUGUUACAGUUAUAUGUAAGGUUUUUCUUUUUUUUAUUUGGGACAGACUGUGUGUAUUUAUGCACUUUUUAGCUGUCCAGCUGUAUGAGGCGAGGGAUGUCUGGAUGAGGUGAUUUUACGCACGCAGUUGAAAUGGAUCAGAGACUCUCCAGAGGCAGUUGGGUACCAGUGACAGGGCUGGUCAUAUGUCUGCUUCUGUGUGCGUGUGUAGUGGACCUGGUUCUUGCGCAAAUUCGGUACUCCAUCCCCGAGGAACUAGAGCAUGGAGCCUUUGUGGGGAACAUCGCCGAAGACCUGGGCUUGGAUGUGGCCAAGCUGUCAGCCCGUCGGUUUCGUAUAGUCUCCGGCGCAAAGAAGCAAUAUUUAGAGGUGAACUUGGAGAAUGGCAUCCUCUUCGUCAACGAAAAGAUAGACAGAGAGGAGCUAUGUGAACGAAGCCCGAGCUGCUUUUUACACUUACAAGUAGUAAUUGAAAACCCAUUAGAAUUAUACAGAGUUGAAGUAGAAAUUUUAGAUGUGAAUGACAACUCCCCAAGUUUUCCGUGGAGCGAGUUUAAUCUUGACAUCACAGAGUCGGCUGCGCCAGGCUCCCGUUUCCCGUUAGAGAGCGCACAGGACCAGGACGUGGGCACAAACUCUCUGCGCUCCUACCAGCUGAGCGCAAACGAGCACUUCGUGUUGAAUAUCCAGACGCGCAACGAUGGAAGCAAGUUUGCUGAGCUCGUGCUGGACACCCCCCUGGACCGAGAACAGCAGAAAAAACAUGAAAUGGUACUCACUGCUAUUGAUGGGGGGUCACCGGAGCGCUCCGGGACAGCACUGAUAACUAUCACAGUGUUAGACGCAAACGAUAACGUGCCAGUGUUUGACCGCUCAGUUUACAGAGCGAGUCUGGUUGAGAACGCACCGAGGGGGACGCAGGUGCUAAAGCUGAACGCCACCGACCUGGAUGAGGGCUCUAAUGGUGAGGUGACCUAUGCGUUUAGCGGGCACGCACCCCUAAAAGUGAGAGAACUCUUCAACGUGGACCCGUACACGGGUGAAAUUCGAGUAAAGGGCAUUGUGGACUAUGAGAAAGCCAGUGUAUAUGAGCUGUAUGUACAGGCUAAAGACAGGGGACCCUCGGCUGUGGCAGUGCACAGUAAAGUGCUGGUGGACAUCCUGGAUGUGAAUGACAACGCUCCCGAAGUCAUCCUCACAUCAGUUUCCACUCCUGUGCAGGAAGACGCGCCACCGGGCACAGUGAUAGCUGUCAUUAGUGUCAUGGACCGGGACUCAGGAGAAAACGGAAACGUUGACUGCCAAAUACCAAGCAACGUCCCCUUCCAGCUCCACUCAUCUUUUAAAAACUAUUACACUUUGGUGACGAGCGAGUUUCUGGACAGGGAAGCCGUGGCCGAGUACAACAUCACCCUCACAGCACGAGACUUGGGCUCCCCUUCGCUCUCCACCAGGAAAACCAUCCUCGUGCAAGUGUCUGACAUUAAUGACAACCCCCCGCGGUUCGCUCAACCUUCAUACACUGUUUAUGUGACAGAGAAUAACGCCCCCGGCGCUUCAAUUUGCUCUGUGACUGCAUUCGACCCCGAUUCUAACCAGAACGCCUAUCUGUCUUAUUCUAUUCUCGAGGGUCAGAUUCAGGGCAUGCCCGUGUCCACUUAUGUCUCAAUCAACUCCGACAAUGGCAACAUCUACGCACUGCGCUCCUUCGAUUAUGAGCAACUUAGAAACUUUCAGAUUCUGGUUCAGGCACAGGACGCUGGGUUCCCUCCUCUCGCAAGUAAUGUCACAGUCAACGUUUUUGUGUUGGACCAGAACGACAAUGCACCUAUUAUUGUGUCCCCGCUGCCCAAGAACGGCACUGUGGCAACAGAGGUGGUUCCGCGGUCAGUGGACUCUGGGUAUCUAGUUACCAAAAUAACUGCGUUAGACGCGGACGCAGGGCAGAACUCCCGACUGUCUUAUCAGGUGCUGCAGGCUACAGACCCCGGACUGUUCAGUGUGGCUCUGUACACGGGAGAAAUCAGGACUAUUCGCAGGUUAGUGGAAAAAGACGCUACAAGGCAAAGGCUGGUAAUAUUAGUCAAGGAUAACGGGCAGCCGCCGCUCUCCGCCACCGUCUCUAUUGUCCUCACAGUCGUAGACAGCGUGCCCGAGUCGCUGUCAGAUUUCGGAGAUCUCACACUCAGCCCACAGCCCCCCUCUAACCUCGCUCUCUACUUGAUCGUGUCACUGAGCACAAUUUCUUUAAUAUUCCUGGUGGCAAUUAUCGUGCUGGCUGCGGUCAAGUGCUACAAGGACAGGGAGACCGUCAGCGGCUACAACCUCCCCCCGUUCGCCUGCUGCUGUUGCGGGGGGUUCCAGCCGGAUCCGCCCCCAGAGGUGUUCAAAAAAUCCAACCUCAACCUGCAGAUUUCUUCCGCGGCAAAAGUGCAAACAAAUUGUAUGGAGGUGAACGGAAACAGCAGCCUCUCUCAGUCAUACUGUUAUAAAGUGUGCCUGACUCCCGAAUCUGCCAAAAGUGACUUCAUGUUUCUGAAGCCGUGCAGCCCCGGCAGCACACCGAGGAACAACGAGGCGAAGAGCGCAGAGAAUUCGUGGAACGCGCAGAGCCGAAGCGCGUCUGUGAACAACGGAGCAACAACUCCCAAUGAGCUGAAGCAGCCAAACACAGACUGGACCCUCACAAAAAAUCAGAACUCCUCCAUUAAAAGUUAUAACUCUAUCAACAUGGAUGGCACCCUCAUGCGUAAGGCCAUGCAUGCAGACCCAGAGAACUAUGUCACCUCCAUGGCACCUGGACAGUACUGGACCUGGGGAACUCACAUGAGAGGCAUGAAAGUUUCUCCUCUCCUUUCUGCUCGUCAUACCACAGACACAUAUAAGAUGUCUCCUUCAACCAGCGGGGUACCCUCUCGCCCAUGGACUCCUCGCUGCACACCUCCUCCCCAGCAGCAGCAGCCAUCCAUCCCUCCACACCCUCACCCACACCCACCACCCGACUACCACCACAAUAUGUACAUCCCAGGGACCCCAUCAGGCUUUUGCACCCUCAGGCCUGCAGCGCAGCGAAGUGAGCUAGAUGUCCACAACUCCUUCUCCACUUUUGGCAAGAAGCGACGCCUUCAGAUGUCCCCCCAGGGGGAGGCUGCGAUAAUAAAUAAUGACUUGUAUAAUGACUGAUGAACCAAUGACUGUCUGAAGGGAUGAUUAAUAUGACGAAUAACCUCAUCUCAACAUAGAGGAAGCAACCAUUUGGUAGAUGAAUUAAUGGAUAUUUGAAUUAGGUGGAUCGAAAAACAGAGGAUGUACAAUUUAUAGAGAUAUAAUGAAUGAACAGUUCAUUUUGGCUAAAAUGCUGAUGGGAAAUGAAGUCUUAUGGCCAAUUAAGUGACUUGCCACUAAAUCAUGGCCAAUGUAUGUGUCUGCUUAUUAUUAUUGUUGUUGUUGUCGUUAUCAUCAUUAUUCAUAUAAUAAUUUAGACAAUCAAACUGCAGAAGCGACUUCAUCCAUUGUGUUUUGAAAAAAGCAUUGUUGGAAAAUAAUUUUUGCACAUCCUUAUGAAUUUAUAUUUUUUGGUUAAAGAAAAAGAAAAAGUGUUUUUCUUUUUGGAUGUUUGUUUGCUGACAGAGCUUGAGUGAAUUUGACAAAUAGUAUGAAAAUGUACUAUUAUGCAAGCUGCAACAUGGUGCAGAUAACUGUAUAGGCCGGGGAAUUUCCCCACACAUGUACUGUAUACAUUUAUGAGAAUAAAAUAUUUUUUUCA
Molecule: messenger RNA, 3931 nt
Organism: Labrus mixtus (cuckoo wrasse)
Lineage: Eukaryota; Metazoa; Chordata; Actinopteri; Labriformes; Labridae
Exons: 4
Coding region: 298-3348 (1016 amino acids)
Biological process (GO): homophilic cell-cell adhesion
Cellular component (GO): plasma membrane
Molecular function (GO): calcium ion binding
Source: RefSeq, a predicted model, not a curated record